CUUGGCCUCGGUAACUAAUACGGUACUUCGCCGUUUACCUUAUUGUGUGCUUUGCAGAGGGAGGAUGCCGAAGAAGGAGAGGACAUGCAGGCUUCUUUCCUCGUCCUUCGCACAUGCUACGACAUCCGUAUGUCUUCCGGCUGUGGCAUCAGCAGUCUGAGCGUGUGUGCCUGCAAGGCCGUUUCAGCUUUUCAACCAAUCUUGGCAGUGUAAAAUACUGCUGCGGGGAUUCCGAAUUUACCUUGAUUCCUAGGUUAAGUCAGAGUUGUGGUCCGUAUAAGGUCCGUUCUACUCUCUCACGCUGAUAUCGAUCCAUCAUUUCUCCUUUGAACCAUCGUAUCGGCACUGGAAUUGAAGGAAGUGCACACAAAGCUUUUCACAAUGGUCUCUCUCGUCGGUCUCGGCUCGACCAACUGGUCGUACUAUACGAUUCCUGUCGCGUUCAUCUUGUGCAUGGUUCCGCAUGCCUACGCCAUCAAGUUGGCAGGCAAGAACUACGAUGUGGGAAACCCUCGCAAGACGGUAGAGCACUGCGCCAAGGACACCUCCCUAGACAAGGUGACGGUCCGCCGCAUCUCCCGCGGAGAAGCGGCCACGGCCAACGGCUUCGAGACGCUCGGCCUGUACGCUGCCGGCGUCGUGGCGGGCAACGUUGCUGGUGUCGCCGCCGAGCGCAUGAACCAGCUGACGCUGGGCUACCUGCUGUCGCGGGUUGUGUAUUCCUACAUCUACGUGGUGCUGCAGGAUAAUUCCAGGUUCGCGGGCCUGAGAUCGCUGGUUUGGAUGGCGGGUGCUGGGCUCAUCAUGGCGCUCUUCGUGGCGGCGGGCCAGGCGUCGAACUAGAUGAUUUGUCUGCCGUGUUUGGCAACAGCUUCAGAGGCACCUUGUAGCGGCCGGCUUGCGGAAUCGUCAUGUCUUGGAAUCUAACUUGAAGAAGCCCAGUAGAUCUUAUCUCUCUAUACCCCCGGACUCAACACCCCUGGCCUCACCUCCUACGCUAGACGGCGCAUUAGCGAGUUUGACAUGGGACGUGA
This is a messenger RNA of Parathielavia appendiculata, 1034 nucleotides long. RefSeq lists its product as uncharacterized. The record is from RefSeq and is a predicted model, not a curated record. The transcript is spliced from 4 exons. NCBI's taxonomy places the organism in Eukaryota, Fungi, Ascomycota, Sordariomycetes, Sordariales, Chaetomiaceae. Bases 382 to 843 code for a protein of 153 amino acids. Gene Ontology annotation, cellular component: membrane.